UAUUUUUGUUGGGUUCGGCCUUACUACAUUGAUGUACAGUUACCGAGCUUAAUUAUUUAGCGAAAAGGAAAUGUCAUAAUGCAUUUAAUGAAAAAUAUAUGAAUGCGCAGCCCUAGGAUGUUAAAAUUUAUUAGUUAAAGUGGACUUUUUAAUUCCUUAGGCUUAAGUACACUUGUGCAUGGAACCGCUUUAAAUUUCAUGAGUUGGACAUUUCUUACGUGUUUGUUUUUAAUCUGCAGAAAAAUUGUCAAGUCAGAAUUCGGGGAACUGUUUUGUAACCUAUAAAGGCUUAAUUUAUCAAAAGGUGCUGUUAUUCAUGGCAACAAGAUGACUGUGGAGCAAUCUCCUUUGGAGCAGCGUUUUCCGAAUCAGAAGUCACAAUCACAGCCUCCAAUUUUAAAAGCUGAAAAAGAUUCUGCUGAGUCACCUACACCAGGUGUUAUAGAUUUAACUAAUGAUCCUGACAAAGAAGAUGAUUUAAAGAAGGCCAUAGCUUUGUCUUUAAAAGAACAUGAUGAGCGAGUUCUCGGUGGGCAAGUUACUAUGGAAGACCAAGACAUAAGCCGAGUUGUUGAGGCUAGUCUUGCUGAGUCUAAAGCUGUUGGUACUAAAAGAAAAAGAGGAGAAGUUUGGCAAGAUCCAUUGAAUCCUCAUGAUCGAAAGAGAAAUGGAGAUUGGCCAGUUGGUUUAAAAAAUGUUGGAAAUACGUGCUGGUUUUCUGCUGUCAUACAGUCAUUAUUUCAUCUACCUAUUUUUCGAAGAUUAGUUUUAAGUUACGCUUUAAAAGAAUGGGAUAUGGUUGCUCCAGAUGGAAAAGAGAAGACAAAUCUCAUCAUGCAAGAACUUCGUAAACUAUUUGCUUUGUUAUUGUGUUCCAAGAGAAAAUACGUUGAUCCAUCCCAUGCCCUAGAAGAAUUAAAAGAAGCCUUUCCUGACAGUAAUGGCACAGACUCUCAACAAGAUGUUAGUGAAUUUAGUCAUAAACUUUUAGAGUGGUUAGAAGAAGCAUUUAAAAUGAAUUCUUAUUCCUCACACUCAGGUGAUAACGGAGAAAGCAUGAUGGAAGGUUCUGAGCAAAAUCCAAUGCUAGAUUUAUUUUAUGGUCAUUGUCUUUCUGAAGGGCUGAAUGAAGGUCGAACAUUUUGUAACGAAGAAACAUUUGGUCAAUAUCCUCUUCAAGUGAAUGGAUUUGCUAAUAUACAUGAAAGCUUAGAAGCAGCCAUGUCUCAAGAUAUUGAAUCCUACGAUGUUCUGUCAAAAUCUGGACAAGAGAGUUGGUUUACCCGACUGCCACCUGUAUUACUGUUUGAGCUUUCUAGGUUUCAGUUUAACCAACAGUUAGGUAGAACAGAAAAAAUUCAUAAUAAAUUGGAUUUUCCAGAAAUAAUGUUCAUGGAUAGGUAUAUGGAGCAAAAUAAAAGUACAACUCGAUCAAUUAGAGAAAAAGUUCGACGGUUGAAAGCUGAAAGACAUGAGCUCCAAAUCCAACUAGAAAAAUACCUUAAUUAUGGAACUGGACCCAAAAAAGUACCUCUUUGUGAUGUUUUACAGUACACAUUAGAUUUUGCAGAAAGUAAAAAAUGCAAUGAAGAUAUAACAACCACUGAAGAUGUAGAAAUGGAAUCUGCAGAAUCUGUGUCUAGUUGUAUUGAUAAUAUGGGUGGUGAUUCUCCUUGUGCUUCUCCAAAAGCUAUUUCAUUAGAGCAAGCUCUAAGCCCUAUGCAUCCUGGAGGGAUCUGCCGAACUCCUGUCAGGCGUGGUUGUGAGCAAGUAAAUCAUAACUGUGAAGAAACGGUGCCUUCUCCACAACAUGUUUCUGAGAUAGAGCUCAAAGUAUUGCAGAACUGUUUGAAAAGGUGGCAAAAAGAAAUUGAAAUCAAUGUUAAAAGUCUGCAAGACAAUAUAGCUAUGAUUGAUAACACCAUUAAAGAAAUAUAUAACAAUCCAUUUUUACAACAGAAACCAUACCGGUUGCAUGCUGUUUUAGUUCAUGAAGGACAGGCAGCUUCAGGGCAUUAUUGGGCAUAUGUUUUCAGUCCUAGAAAAAAACUUUGGCUGAAAUUCAAUGAUGUUACUGUAUCAGAAGCCAAAUGGUCUGAGCUUCAAAAGGAUUCUCUUGGUGGUCAUAACUAUGCUUCUGCAUAUUGCCUUUUAUAUGUGGACGAAAAGAGGCCAGAAUUAUUUGAUGAAGGUGAUUUUGAACUUGGACCUGAACAGAUGUUUGCAUUACCUGAAGAUUUACGACUGUAUAUAGAAGAUGAUACUGAAGCCUUUCAGUUGGAAAUUGAGCAUUGGGAUUAUGAACAAAGUCAAAAGAAAGAUUCAUCAACUAUGACUGCUAAUGAUGGUGAUUGUACAAUUAUUGCUGAAAAAAGAAUGAUAUUGGAUGAAAACAGCACAUCUCGAUUUUUUAGUGAACUUAGCAUGGAACAUGCUGCCUUGAUGCACAAAGCUACUGUAAAGAGGAUAGAACAAACCAAAAUGGCAGGUCAUAGUCCAGCAGAAAUAUUUGCAGAGCUUCUUCGUACGGAAACAUCGCGCCUGAGGAGGCUGGCAAGACUUCCUGCAACUACAGAUGAUUCUCGUCUUCAACAUAUAGGGGCAUAUAUUCUCACAAAUUCUCAGUCUCCAGAACCUCAUCUUACAUGGUCUAUCUUAGAGCAGUUUUUGGUUCCGGAAUUAGAUGAUUUUCAAAAAGGUCGCCUUGUUAAGGAAGCAGCUAUCCUUAAACUGGAAACCUUGCAACAUUCUUUUAAAGAUGAUCAUUUUGAAAAUUACAAUCAGUGGCACUUAGAGUACCAGAAAUUUCGCAGAAUGGUUAGUCUUUUUGUUGUUGGAGUUGACAGCUACCAUAAUCAAAAAAACUAUCACAAUGCUCUAACAUAUUUCACUUGUUGUUGCCAAUUGAAUUCUGCUCUACUGAACUUACCAGGUGAUAGAAGAGGCCUCGAUGCUAAGUUGCUGCAACAUUAUAGAAGACACAGUGCUCUGAAAUUAAAUGAAAUAGUAGCUAGUCAAUUUGAAGCUUUGGAUCCCAAAGGAGCAUUAGAAGCUUUAUCUACAGCAUAUGAGAGCAUACUUCCAAGCAUGGAGUUCCUUACUUCUCCUAAUGCUGCAGAGACAGACAUUGAAGUGGCUGAAAUCAUACGAAAUCGUUGGUGUUCUAUGUUGGGUUAUGACAUAGCAAGUAAGCAAAGCCCAAAACAAGAAAGACUACAGGACUUCCUAAGUAAACUUUUAGAUCCUGGGAAUGACCUUCCAAAACCAAAUCCCUCAACCCUCAUGAGGGUUGCGAACUUAGAAGAAAAAUAUCAAGCUGCUCUCAAUCUUGCAAUAAAAUCUGGUGAAUUUGAAGCAUCACAACGAGCAAAAUGAAGCGAUGCUUUGUGCUGAUGUGAAAGAACGAAAUCAUAAGGCAUACCUUUGCUUAGAGGAUGGUAUCCUCAAUUGCCUUGCUUCCAAGCCUAAAUGGGAAGUAGAUCAGGUCGGUUCUACAAGCUUGGACUUAGCCAAAUUGAUUUCAAUGCAUGAACAUUGCUGAAAAUCUUAUUGUGAUACAUACUUCAGAUAAUUUGCUAGGAACUUGUUACUGGUGAGGCCCGAAGUUGUUAUGGAGUGAAAGAUGCGUGUUGAUUCUGCAGGGAAGGAGUUAUAAAAGGUCAUAUAAUACUAUUUUGGUUACUAAGUCAAUCAUAGUGUAUCGUUUGCUAAUAAAAUGUGCCCUUUCAACUUCAAGGCUUUUGAUUUUAAAAAAGAUAUAUUUAACUGUGAUUAUGUUCAGAUAUUGUGAUAUGCAUGAAAUCAUCUGCAUAAAGACUGCUUGAAUAAUGAACUUUGUGUGCAUAAUACAUUAUUUUUCAUAGAAAUUGUAUGAAUAAAGCAUUUCUGUUAUGCUUUGUAAAUAGGCUUUGACAUAAAAAUUGUUUUACUCAUAUUUUACUUGCAAUCAUCUUUCAAAAUAAUAUUUUUAUGAAAUCAAAAUCAUACUGUAGCUUA
Messenger RNA from Uloborus diversus, 3996 nucleotides. RefSeq names its product ubiquitin carboxyl-terminal hydrolase 25-like. The transcript has 22 exons. The record is from RefSeq and is a predicted model, not a curated record. Gene Ontology annotation, cellular component: cytosol; nucleus. Gene Ontology annotation, molecular function: cysteine-type deubiquitinase activity; cysteine-type endopeptidase activity. NCBI's taxonomy places the organism in Eukaryota, Metazoa, Arthropoda, Arachnida, Araneae, Uloboridae. Bases 328 to 3375 code for a protein of 1015 amino acids. Gene Ontology annotation, biological process: protein deubiquitination; regulation of protein stability.